ACAACUGAAAUAUACUGAACAGUAGUUGCAGCUGACAACUUGAUUAACAAUAUUUCUUUUUCAAAGUAUUUGGUAACACGUAUAUUUACGAUCUUGCUCAUAGCUGUCUUACUGAGGGUCAGAUUCUGCUGUCCUUACUCAUCUCAAGUAAUUUCUUACACUGCACGUAAUCUCAUUGAUUCAGUGUGGAGCACGAUGGCAAAACCUGACCAUAGCAACUAAAAGCAACAGUUGCUUCUUUCACUCUUUGACAGCUGUGAGAGCAGCUCUGUUUUUCCAAACCAGCCAUCCUAAAUUCCGACCUGUAAGAGUAUGUACCUAUAUUUAGCUAGUGAGAUUAAAUUGCAGAGGCUUCAGGCAGGGCAAAGCACAUUGGUCUGCCUUUUUUACAGACAGACCUUUGGGCAGACAACAGCUAAAGCCUUCUGCUCCCUCCCCUUUCCCAAGUAUUCGCGAAAUGGAUUCCCAAAGGGAACUCACUGAAGAGCUCAGACUUUACCAAUCCACCCUUCUUCAGGAUGGGCUCAAGGAACUCCUUGAAGAAAAGAAGUUUGUAGAUUGCUCUCUCAAAGCUGGUGACAGAAGCCUGCCUUGCCACAGAUUGAUUCUGUCGGCAUGUAGCCCUUAUUUUCGUGAGUACUUCUUAUCUGAGCAAAAUGAAGAGAAAAAGAAGGAGGUGGUUCUAGAGAAUGUUGACCCCAACAUCCUGGAUAUGGUUGUCAAAUACCUUUAUUCAGCGAGUAUUGAUCUUAAUGAUUCUAAUGUGCAAGAUAUUUUUGCUUUGGCCAGUCGCUUUCAGAUCCCUUCUGUAUUCACUGUGUGUGUCUCCUACCUUCAGAAGAGGCUUGCUGUUGGUAACUGUCUGGCCAUCCUUCGAUUAGGCGUUCUGCUUGAUUGCCCAAGACUUGCAUUUUCUGCCCGUGAUUUUGUUUCAGAUCACUUUGUGCAGAUCUGCAAAGAGGAGGACUUCAUGCAGCUUGCCCCGCAUGAACUUAUCUCAGUUAUUUCACCUGACAGCUUAAACGUAGAGAAGGAAGAACUGGUAUUUGAAGCGGUAAUGAAAUGGGUCCGAACAGAUAAGGAGAACAGAGUAAAGAGCCUGGGGGAAAUUUUUGACUGCAUACGUUUUCGUCUUAUGCCAGAAAAAUAUUUCAAAGAACAUGUUGAGAAGGAUGAUAUAAUCAAAAGCAACUCAGACCUCCAGAAAAAAGUAAAGAUUAUUAAGGAUGCUUUUGCUGGAAAACUGCCUGACUCUAGCAAAAGUACAGAAAAGUCAACCAAAGGGGAGGUGAAUGGUGAUGUGGGAGAUGAAGAUUUACUGCCUGGCUACCUGAAUGACCUUCCCAGGCAUGGCAUGUUUGUCAAAGACCUAAUUCUUCUGGUUAAUGACACUGCUGCAGUAGCUUAUGAUCCUCUUGAAAACGAAUGCUACCUAGCAGCCCUGGCAGAACAGAUUCCCAGAAAUCAUUCCAGUAUAGUCACCAAACAAAAUCACGUCUACAUUGUUGGAGGACUGUAUGUGGAAGAGGAGAACAAGGAUCAGCCUUUCCAGUCGUACUUCUUCCAGCUGGACAGCAUCGCUGGUGAGUGGGUUGCCCUUCCUCCACUGCCGUCAGCCAGGUGUCUCUUCGGGCUGGGAGAGUCAGACAGCAAGAUCUAUGUAAUUGCAGGCAAGGAUCUUCGCACAGAGGAGUCUCUAGAUUCAGGAUUGUGCUAUGAUUCUGUUGCGAUGAAAUGGGGUGAGAUCAAAAAACUACCCAUCAAAGUAUAUGGCCAUGCUACUAUCUCAAACAAUGGACUGAUAUAUUGUCUUGGAGGAAAAACUGAUGAUAAGAAAUGUACUAAUAGACUGUUUGUAUACAAUCCCAAGAAAGGAGACUGGAGAGACCUGGCUCCAAUGAAAGUGGCUCGCUCGAUGUUUGGAACGGCUAUCCAUAAGGGCAAGAUUGUCAUUGCAGGUGGUGUCACUGAAGAAGGCCUUACUGCAUCUGUUGAAGCUUUUGAUCUGACCACCAAUAAGUGGGAGGUAAUGCCUGAAUUUCCCCAGGAGAGAAGUUCCAUCAGUUUAGUCACCUUAAGUGGAGCUUUGUACGCUAUUGGAGGCUUUGCAAUGAUUCAGCUGGAAUCUAAAGAAUUUGCGCCCAGUGAAGUCACUGACAUAUGGAAGUAUGAUGAUGAAAAGAAGGAAUGGAUUGGCAUAUUGAAAGAGAUCCGAUAUGCUACUGGAGCCUCCUGUCUGGCCACUCGCUUAAACCUCUUCAAGUUAUCAAAACUGUAAACAAAAUGCUGGAAAAUGGGAUAUGGUGAGGGAGUUUUGAUAGGCUCUUCUGGUUUUGUUGCAUGGAAAUGUCCCCAAAUUGUACAGAGUUUUGUAGCAGCAUACUAGUUAUACUGUUGACUGUUAAACAGUUCAUCUGUCUGUCCAAGUCUUAAGAUAUUUACUAGCUAACCAACAACUGAAUUUUUGCCAACGUUUGAAGUCCUGAAGAAUUCUGAUUAAUGUUGAUUAGAAUAAAUGAAGAUUUCAGAGAGAACUCCAUUUUUCAGUCUGUGGAAUUGCCAGUAAAACUAGUUAGACUUCCUUAUGCUCAGACAAUCCAGGAUAUAUCCUCCAAACAAUGCCCAUGAAUUAAUUGUUAAGUUAAAUACAACUAGUAGGUAGCUCAUGUUCUCCCUGGCUGUUUGUACAGCCUGAUUUUCCUUCUCAGCAACAUAUGUAAAUCCUGCAUUCUUCAGCCAUAUCUUGAAAGUAUUUUCAUUAGAGCCUUCUAACAAUAAUUUAGCCUGGAAUGAAGUUGCAUAUUGAAAAGUGGCCUAAUACUGCAUGGCCUAACAAACGCCGAUCUCAGCCAAAGAGAGCAGUGUAGGCAGACAAGAGGAAGGAGAGCAGAGGUCGCAAGGUUAAUAGCUCUACUGUCUCAUCUACUGUUUAAGCUUCUGGUAACAAGGAUUUUCCACUUUUUUAUGCUUUUAUAUUUAUUUCCAAAGCAAAUAUGUUAUGGAAGUUUUUCUCAGAGAUCUGAGGCCAUUAACAAGAAUUCAUGAAAAAGUCCUAGAAGAAUUGAUCAUCAGCAAAUACAGCAGAGAGGACUUUUUCAUCUAAUAAAGAGUUGAUGCAUUUUGACGUUGAAAAUUUUAACAAUUAAACUUUGUUUUUAAAACUAUAAAA
Messenger RNA from Strigops habroptila (Kakapo), 3169 nucleotides. RefSeq names its product kelch like family member 41 (gene KLHL41). Gene Ontology annotation, molecular function: protein binding. The record is from RefSeq and is a predicted model, not a curated record. The transcript has 6 exons. NCBI's taxonomy places the organism in Eukaryota, Metazoa, Chordata, Aves, Psittaciformes, Psittacidae. The coding region runs from base 458 to 2278 and encodes 606 amino acids.